AUGGACACUGUCACCAUAAUGUUGGCUGUUAUGUUGGUAUCCGCGGCAGUCUUAGUAAUAUACAUCAUCAUCGAUGCACCAAGGUACAAUGCCGCCGCUGAGGCGGGACGCAAGCCAGAUCCAAAUGCCUCCAAGGCCUACAGCGAAGUCCCAAGUCCGCCGGCAGUGACAGAUCCCCGUAUAGUUUACUACUACUACUAUUACUACUCCUACUACUACGACCAUCACAAUCCGACUAACGGCCAGCCCGAUAGCGAAGCCCCAAAGCCUCCACCCGUGACAGAUCCCCGUAUAGUUGACUUCUACUACAACUGCUACUGCCACUACUACGACUACUACAAUCCAACUAACGGCCAGCGCGAUAGCGAAGCCCCAAAGCCUCCACCCGUGACAGAUCCAUCUAUAGUUUACUACUACCACUAUUACCACUCCUACUACUUUCGCUACCACGAGGAAAAUGGCACCAGUCGUUCGAGGCAUCCCAGGCAUAAAAAGAAGAGGCAUGCGUUUUCCAGUCGUCGUCCCAGGGCCUCUCUCUUGAAAUCGGUCUACAUGACGAGUUGGGCAUCGAGGAUACCUCGGCCGAUCAACCGGGCCAGCCUGCAUCGUCGGUCUCGGCCCAAGACUGUGACAUUCGGGGAGACACGAGUCGUUCUGAUUUAA
Molecule: messenger RNA, 663 nt
Organism: Aspergillus novofumigatus IBT 16806
Lineage: Eukaryota; Fungi; Ascomycota; Eurotiomycetes; Eurotiales; Aspergillaceae
Exons: 3
Coding region: 1-663 (220 amino acids)
Source: RefSeq, a predicted model, not a curated record